GCCUGUUCUAGGACUCAGAACACACAAAGACAGACGCGGGCGAGGCAAACGUGUGAACGCGUCGUCCUUGUCCCGUAUGUUGCCGUACGUUCGCUGAUAGCGCGGUAGGUUUUGUCCUCGUGCUGCAGCAGCUUCGCUGAUCUGGAACGUUCCGCGCGCGUCUUUACCCACAACGCAGCGCGAGCCCGUCUUCCUUUUCUCCGCUCGUGAAGUGGCUGCGCGAGAUGUCCCUGCUGGAAGGUCCGUUAAACGUCCUCGGCCAGAGGACUACCGGCGAGUCCGUGCGGACUCAGAACGUCAUGGCCGCGGCCUCCAUCGCCAACAUCGUUAAGAGCUCGCUGGGCCCGGUGGGCCUCGACAAAAUGUUGGUGGACGACAUCGGCGACGUGACCAUUACGAACGACGGCGCCACCAUCCUGAAGCUGCUGGAGGUGGAUCAUCCCGCGGCCAAGGUCCUGUGUGAGCUAGCAGACCUGCAGGACAAGGAGGUCGGAGACGGGACCACGUCUGUGGUGAUCAUUGCUGCAGAACUGUUGAAGAGCGCAGACGAGCUGGUGAAACAGAAGAUCCACCCCACCUCCAUUAUCAGUGGAUACAGACUGGCCUGCAAGGAAGCAGUUCGUUACAUCAAUGAAAAUCUCACCAUUGGCACAGACGACCUGGGCAGGGACUGCCUGGUCAAUGCUGCCAAGACAUCCAUGUCCUCCAAGAUCAUCGGAGUUGAUGCAGACUUCUUUGCGAACAUGGUGGUGGACGCCGCCAUGGCGGUGAAGUUUGUGGACGGGAGGGGUGUGGCGCGCUACCCCAUCAACUCCGUGAACGUGCUGAAGGCUCACGGACGGAGCCAGAAGGAGAGCUUCCUGGUCAACGGCUACGCCCUCAACUGCACCGUCGGCUCCCAAGGUAUGGUGAAGCGCGUGCAGAAUGCUAAGGUCGCCUGCCUGGACUUCAGCCUUCAGAAGACCAAGAUGAAACUGGGUGUGCAGGUGGUCAUCAGUGACCCAGAGAAACUCGACCAGAUCAGACAGAGGGAGUCGGACAUCACCAAGGAGCGCAUACAGAAGAUCCUGGCGUCAGGCGCCAACGUCGUCCUGACGACAGGCGGCAUCGAUGACAUGUGCCUGAAGUAUUUUGUGGACGUUGGAGCCAUGGCUGUUCGGCGGGUGCUAAAGAAAGACCUCAAACGCAUCGCCAAGGCAACUGGCGCCACCAUCUGCUCGUCCCUGUCGAACCUGGAGGGCGAGGAGACGUUUGAGGCGGCCAUGUUGGGCCAGGCAGAGGAGGUUGUGCAGGAUAGAGUGUGUGACGACGAACUCAUCCUCAUCAAGAAUACGAAAGCACGUACGUCUGCCUCUAUAGUCCUGCGGGGGGCGAACGACUUCAUGUGUGAUGAGAUGGAGCGUUCCCUCCACGACGCCCUGUGUGUGGUGAAGAGGGUGCUGGAGUCCAAGUCAGUGGUUCCAGGAGGGGGUGCUGUAGAGGUGGCACUCUCCAUUUACCUGGAGAACUAUGCCACUAGCAUGGGCUCGCGGGAGCAGCUGGCUAUCGCGGAGUUCGCACGCUCCCUGCUGGUGAUCCCCAAGACGCUGGCGGUGAACGCAGCUCAGGACUCCACCGACCUGGUGGCCAAGCUGAGAGCCUUCCACAACGAGGCCCAGGUCAACCCUGAGCGCAAGAACCUCAAGUGGAUCGGUUUGGACCUGGUGAAUGGGAAGCCCAGAGAUAACAAGCAAGCGGGUGUGUAUGAGCCCACCAUGGUCAAAACCAAGAGUCUGAAGUUCGCCACCGAGGCCGCAAUUACCAUCCUGCGCAUCGAUGACCUCAUCAAGCUUUUCCCAGAGCAGAAAGAAGGCGGUCCUUCUUACCAGGAUGCCGUCCAGUCAGGCUCUCUGGAACAGUAAAGCCCACCUACUCGCUAUUGGCUGGUUCUGGCGUGGGCCUGCUCAGCCAUCUGUAUUUAUGAACAUCGCCGCCUUUCAGUUGUAGUGUAGUCUAUGCACUUCCUUGUGUGUGUUUUUGCUAGUGUGGCAACAUGGCUGUCUACUAUUGGAACUGUACCUAACAAUUUGGUUUUGCUCUCUUGGAAGGAAAUAAACAGUUUUGUGUGACUGAAA
This is a messenger RNA of Electrophorus electricus (electric eel), 2114 nucleotides long. RefSeq names its product t-complex 1 (gene tcp1). Gene Ontology annotation, biological process: protein folding. Lineage: Eukaryota; Metazoa; Chordata; Actinopteri; Gymnotiformes; Gymnotidae. The record is from RefSeq and is a predicted model, not a curated record. Gene Ontology annotation, molecular function: ATP-dependent protein folding chaperone; ATP binding; ATP hydrolysis activity.